This is a messenger RNA of Hypoxylon trugodes, 1051 nucleotides long. RefSeq names its product ribosomal protein S6e. Gene Ontology annotation, molecular function: structural constituent of ribosome. Lineage: Eukaryota; Fungi; Ascomycota; Sordariomycetes; Xylariales; Hypoxylaceae. The transcript is spliced from 4 exons. Gene Ontology annotation, biological process: translation. The coding region runs from base 162 to 881 and encodes 239 amino acids. Gene Ontology annotation, cellular component: ribosome. The record is from RefSeq and is a predicted model, not a curated record.
GGAAAAUUGGAUUAGGCGAAGGAAAUCACACAACCAACCUUAAUCCUUCAAUCAAUUCCGCUUUAAUUUUUUUUCUUCUAUUUUCCCUUCGGUGUGCCUUUCACGAUUCGACUUCAUCCAACAACACACCACCAAAGUCGACCUCGACAACCACCGCCGAGAUGAAGUUGAACAUCUCCUACCCUGCCAAUGGCAGCCAAAAGCUCAUCGAGAUUGAAGAUGAGCGAAAGCUCCGCGACUUCAUGGAGAAGCGAAUGGGCGCUGAAGUCCCUGGUGACAACCUUGGCGACGAGUUCAAGGGCUACAUCUUCCGCAUCACCGGCGGUAACGACAAGCAAGGUUUCCCGAUGAAGCAGGGUGUCAUGCACCCUACCCGUGUCCGUCUCCUACUCUCCGAAGGCCACUCCUGCUACCGUCCCCGCCGCACUGGUGAGCGCAAGCGAAAGUCCGUCCGUGGCUGCAUCGUCGGCAUGGACCUUUCCGUCCUCGCCCUCUCCAUCGUCAAGCAGGGCGACAACGAGCUCCCCGGUCUCACCGACGUCGUCCACCCCAAGCGCCUCGGUCCCAAGCGAGCCACCAAGAUCCGCCGCUUCUUCGGUCUCAGCAAGGAUGACGAUGUCCGAAAGUACGUCAUUCGACGAGAGGUCCAGCCCAAGAAGGAGGGCAAGAAGUCUUACACCAAGGCCCCCAAGAUCCAACGUCUGGUUACUCCCCAGCGUCUCCAGCACAAGCGCCACCGCAUCGCGCUCAAGCGACGACAGUCCGAGAAGGUCAAGGAUGAGGCCAACGAGUAUGCCGCUAUCCUCGCCAAGCGUGUUUCCGAGGCCCGCGCUCAUAAGGCUGAUGCGCGCAAGAGACGAGCUAGCUCGCUCCGCAAGUAAAUUAUUAGAGGCGUUUGGUCGGUGUCUUCCGGUUCUUGCAUUAGGGCAUAAAUCAUGGCAAUGGCUUUGCCGGGAUGAUAUAAGGUAGCUGGUCAUGAGAGAUAGUCCGGCACCAAUGAGUGUAUUCCCGGGAAAAUUAAAAAUGAGAUCAAGAUUCCCCAAACCACUUU